UUUGCCGCAAAUUCCAUCAUGGAGCUGGCCGAGCUCGCGGUUCCCGCCGACACGGCCACGCCGCCCGCCGUCGAUGCGACACCGGACGACGCCGCCAGCCAAGACAACGCGACGCAUGCAGAAGACAUUGUCUUCUCCGCCUACGCGUGCAAGUCGCUGGACUUUGGCCAGCCGCACCCGGGCAACAUCUCCGAGUCGGCCCUCUUGGCCACGGCACCGCUGCCGCCAUGUGAGUACAACCGGGAUGCGUUUCCCGACGACCUCGUCGACCAAGGCAAACUCACGAGUCUGCAGCUCGAGGGAAUCUUAUAUGCGUGCAUGCAGCACCAAAAGAUCCUACCAACGGGCGAACGCUGCGGCUUCUUCCUCGGCGAUGGGACCGGCGUUGGCAAAGGGCGGCAACUCGCCGGUAUCAUUUUCGACAACCUCUGCCGCGGGCGCAAGAAGCAUCUCUGGUUCAGCGUCUCGAACGACCUCCGGGCCGACGCCGAGCGCGACCUCCGCGACAUUGGCUGCCACGUCGCCGUCAUCGACGGCUGCCAGCAACUCGACAAGGCCAGCUUGAAAGGCUUUGGGCAGAGUAGUAACAGCAAGCAAGGCGUGCUCUACAGCACGUACUCGACGCUCACGUCCAACUUGGCGCACCCAACAAAGUCGCGCCUCGCGCAGAUCGUCGGGUGGUGCGGCGACAACUUUGAGGGCUGCAUCCUCUUUGACGAGUGCCACAAGGCCAAGCACGGCGACUUGAGCAUGAAGGACGCGACAGCCUCCAAGGUCGCGACGGCGGUCGCCAAAAUUCAAGAGCUUUUGCCCCGCGCACGCGUCGUCUACUGCAGUGCGACCGGUGUCGGCGGCAUCGAGCACAUGGCGUACAUGGGUCGGCUUGGGUUAUGGGGACCGCGGACGGCGUUUGCGGGCUUUAGCGAUUUCUUGUAUACGAUUCAAAACAAGGGCAUGGGGGCAAUGGAGAUGCUCGCGAUCGAGAUGAAGCUCCAAGGCAAGUACCUCUCGCGCGGGUUGAGCUACGAAGGCGCCGAGUUUCGCAUCGAGACGGUCGUCUUGGACGACGCCCAGGAAGCCAUGUACGACCGCUCGGUGCAGCUCUGGACGAUGCUCAUGGGCUGCUUCCACCGCGCGUGCGCCAUUACGCGCACGAGUGGCGACGUCAUGAAGACGUUUUGGGGCUGUCACCAGCGCUUCUUCCGACAGCUCUGCAUGGCUCUCAAGGUGCCAUUCAUCGUCAAGUGCGUGCAAGAGAGUCUCGCCCUCGGCCAGUGCGCAGUCAUUGGCCUCCAGACGACAGGCGAGGCCAGCAUGGAGCGAUCGGUCGCGGCCAACCUCGGCACCGACAAGACGCUGUCGCACACCCUCGUCUCGCUCCUCGAGCGCAUCCUCAUCGACUUUAUCGAGCUCCAUUUUCCGACCAAAGUGCAGUUGGCGGCGUCGAGCAUGAGUGCGUCGUACGACAUUAGCAUGAUCGACGCGGCGCUUGCCGGUGACGCUGAUAGCAAGAUGGAGCGGCUGCCCGACGGGUCGCUCCAAAGUGUUCUCUGUGUCGAGAUGCGGGCGAUGCUGCUUCGCCAAGUGCUCGACCUGCAGUUGCCUCCGAAUCCGCUCGAUCACCUCAUUGAUGCCCUCGGUGGUGUCGCGGCGGUGGCCGAGCUCACGGGCCGCCGCCUCCAUGUCGUGCGCAACGCCCGCGGCAACUUUGAGACCAAACCGCGCGGCGUUCACCUGGACAAGGUCAACAUGGCCGAGCGGCAAGCGUUCAUGGACGGUACCAAGCUCGUCGCGAUCAUCUCGGACGCUGCCAGCACCGGCAUCUCGCUGCACGCCGAUCGCCGCUGCCGGAACCAGCGCCGGCGCAUUCACAUCACCCUCGAGUUGCCAUGGAGCGCGGACAAGGCGAUCCAGCAGCUCGGCCGCACGCACCGCUCCAAUCAGUCGUGUGCGCCGUCGUAUGCACUCGUGACGACCAACUGCGGCGGCGAAAACCGGUUUGUCGCCAGUGUCGCCAAGAAAAUGCUGACCAUGGGGGCGCUCACCAAAGGCGACCGGCGCGCGGGCAGCGGCCAGGACUUUUCGGGCUACCAUUUCGAGACCAAGUAUGGGUUUCAAGCGCUGCGGGAGCUUCUCAAGGUCGCGGGGACGCCGACGCUGGUCGAAGGCGUCGACGGCGCCGCGUUACUGGCGCAGACGCCGUUCGUGUCGUCGCUAGGGCAGCUCCAGCUGGUCUUUGCCAACUGCCUCAAGCAAAUUGGCCUACUGCCGCCGCCGACGACAUGCGCGGUCAAGCUCUUCCUCAAUCGUCUCCUCGGACUGUCACCAAUGCACCAGAACGCGCUUUUUUUGUACUUUGAAAAAUGCCUCCAGGCUGUGAUCGCCAAGGCGACGCAGGAAGGCAAGUACGAUGAGGGCUACGACGACAUCAAGGGCCGGAAGGGCCAGCUCCAACGCCAGUCGCUUCUGAGUCCGACGGUCCAGCACUCGCACGUCGAGGUCGACCGCGGCAUCUCGUACGAAGAAGCGACCACCUUGCUUGCGUCGUCGGUCGCCGCCGGCUACAGUGCGAGCUUUUACAUCAGCGACACCAAGUUUUACGGCGAGUACCUCUUCAUGCUCAUGCUCGUGAGCGCGAACAAGACGUCGUGCUGCGUCGUGCGGCCCAACACGGGCUACCUGUACUUUGACCGGUCCAAGCUCGACGAUAUGCGAGACAAGUACGCCGCAAUUACGCCGGCCGCGGCCGAGAAGGGCUGGCGACGCAUCUUUGAUGAGAGCAGCGUGCGCUGCGUGCACUGGAACGGGUGCAAGGCCGGCUUGACGUGCCGCGUCGGCAUGCGCAUGAUGCAGUACCACGUGCUCACGGGCUCGGUGCUUCCGAUCUGGAAGCUGCUCGAAGCCGUGCUCUUGUCGUCGCCGGACGUGUCGCCGUCGUCGCAACUCCGCAUUGUGCGUAUUGCGCUGACCAACCACCCGACGCAGUCCAAGCUGGUGGGCUUGAGCUUCCCCGUCGAGCUCAUUGGACAGCUCCACGUCGAGCUCACGAAACUCGCGUCAGGCCACUCGCUCCUCGCUGUCGAAGCCCCGAGUCCCGUCGACUGCAAGGCGCGGGACCGCCUCAUGCAACCUGAGCGCACGCUCCUGAGUUACUUUGGUGCGGGCGCCGAGCCGACGCCCAAGCGGCACAAGCCCGACUCGGCGACCAAGCUAAGCAAUACCGCGACGGUGGUGGUCCAGCCCCGCAAGACGAGUGCGACGCCCAACGCUGCAUCGACGGCUGCGUUCUUUGCGCCCAAGUCGACGACACGUUUGACCACACGGAUGGCUGCGCUCCCGACGGCGAGUGUACCGGCUGUCGAGUGCAUUGAUUUGGUCAGCGACGACGACGACUGCAUUUAAGCCACAAAUGAAAUGCAUGGUCGGAGC
This is a messenger RNA of Saprolegnia diclina VS20, 3429 nucleotides long. RefSeq lists its product as hypothetical. Gene Ontology annotation, cellular component: nucleus. The transcript is spliced from 12 exons. The record is from RefSeq and is a predicted model, not a curated record. Gene Ontology annotation, biological process: regulation of DNA-templated transcription. Bases 19 to 3402 code for a protein of 1127 amino acids. Gene Ontology annotation, molecular function: chromatin DNA binding; histone binding. NCBI's taxonomy places the organism in Eukaryota, Oomycota, Saprolegniomycetes, Saprolegniales, Saprolegniaceae.